Molecule: messenger RNA, 5423 nt
Organism: Corythoichthys intestinalis (scribbled pipefish)
Lineage: Eukaryota; Metazoa; Chordata; Actinopteri; Syngnathiformes; Syngnathidae
Product: zinc finger protein 1 homolog
Exons: 5
Coding region: 165-5162 (1665 amino acids)
Biological process (GO): regulation of transcription by RNA polymerase II
Cellular component (GO): nucleoplasm
Molecular function (GO): DNA-binding transcription repressor activity, RNA polymerase II-specific; RNA polymerase II cis-regulatory region sequence-specific DNA binding
Source: RefSeq, a predicted model, not a curated record
GUCGACAGAAAGAACCGCAGCAUAUGUGCGUCACACAUUUCGCAUACAACAAAACUGCCACGGAGGCCAUGUUGAAGAUGGCGUCAAGCUACAUUUUGACGUACUAUAAAGAGCGUUAAAAGUGGACCCGUUAUUUGUUACGCAAGCUAAAGAAAUAUAGUAAGAUGUCAACGGACGAUUUCCAAACGAAGUACACCUCCUUCAUGGAGAGUGUAGUGAAGAGUACCAUAGGAGAAACUACAAAACUUUUUGAAACUAUGGUCGAGGAAUUAAAGGCGGAACUAUCUAAAGUCAAGACGGAGAACGAGGCCCUUAAAACAACAUGCAGACAAAUGGAGGCUGAGAAAACCCAGGCGAUCAGUUGGUCUGGCCAAAGUCGUGGUCCGAAGAUGCGCGAUACAGCCGUUCAAUGUGAACUCCUUCCUGGCGAUUCUGUCCUGGAAGUGCAACCGGUGGGGCAAAGCAUAGUCCAGCAAAACAAACAAUACAAUGAAGAAGACUUGGUGUACAUCCUGCUAAAUGACCACAACUAUUAUGGUGCAAGAGAAAAAAAUGCACUUCUAAACUCAGAGGAUUCUAAACCCACUAUGGUCACCAGGAAUACACUGUCUGCAGCUGCAGAUUCAACACCAAUUCAUGCUUGUGGAAGUGAAACAGAAAACUUUGGAACUAGCACGCAUUUUUUGAAUAUAGAGCUCAGAAAAAAACAUGCGACCCUUGUGACCACAGUUCACCCCAAUCUGGAAAAGGAUUACUAUUUACAUGAGCCACAGAUUAAGUCAGUAGGGACAUUAAAAUAUCCAAACUCACUCACUACAAUAAAUGAUAGCAUGGACGUGGCAGUCAGGGCAGGAAAACGAACAGCUGCAUUGGGGACUAAAAGUUGUGGUAGUCUGACAACAACCUCCCAAGAACAGUUUGAAGGAUCAGAGGCUCAUAUUGCGCAACUAUCAUUGAAGGAAGCACCUGUCCAAGAAAAAGCAUGUGCAACACUGCAGCAAUGGAGUAGUGUUCCCCAUCCAGAUGAGUGGAAAGUUGAGCAAACACUGCUGGACAAACAGCAAGAGGAUGAACAAAUUAAAUUAGGCUUAAUGGAGGAUGAGACCACCUGGAGAACAAAAGGGGCAGUAUACAAAAUCAGUAAAGACGGAAAACAGCUCUCAACAGAAGUAAAACAUCUGAAAAAGACGCUAAUGACAACACUUUCACCACCUACAAACUGUGCUGGUAAUGCAGAACAAGUUAAGAAUUUACCCUCCAAUUGCGAAACAGUCAGGCCCUCAUCUUGGGUUACAGAAGUAUCCUCAGGUCAAACAGAAAAGGCUGUUAAUGUUGUUUCACCAUCAAUGGAAAAGAGAACAAGCAGGACAUUAGAAAACAUGGAGAACCAUAAUGCUGCACCUCUGGUAGUUUCAGUAUUUUCAUUGUCAGAAGACGUUUUGUCCUCUGAUUCUCAGCAUUCCAGCAUGGGAGUAAAAGAAGCAGCAAUUUAUGCAGCCAACAGUGACAUUACAUCUGCACCAACAGUAUUAACCAGGCCAACAGCUCUAUCACAACAAUUACUGUCAUGUCAGCCACGGGAAAUUUGCACUUCUGUAACACUUCAUGAUGCAAUGCUACUAGAUGAAGCAACGGAUCAAUCAAAGAAUUGUACAUCACAGGAAAAGGCAACAACCCAUGACCACUGUACUGUCUCUGUUGCUACCUUGCCAUCCGUGGUUCAGUGUCUAUUACCUACCCAAGAUGUGUCACCACAGUUACCACCAACGGCCAAUGUAUGUGACAAAGGCACUAAAGAGGUGUUUACAAACAAGACACUUUUUGUUAAAUAUCCAAAAGAACCCAACAAUUCUCAAUCCAAUGUAAGAUUUCCAUUACAGCAUCAAGAAGAAAAUGGUGUUACUUCUGACAUUACAGCGACAUCAUUACCUUUGAAUGCUAUAUUAAGUAAAUCCCUUGAUUGGGACUCUUAUUGUACUGUGGGUAUAUUAGCAAUACCAUUACAGCGAAUGAUAGUAUCAGAACCUGUCCUGAAUAAUAUAGUUGAUCUGCCCAAAUCACCAUCUGCUCAUACACAGCAUACAAUCCUCCCCCUGUCCCAAAGUCAAAUUUCAACUAUUGUGUCAGCAGUUGCUGCUGCUCACAAUAAAUCUACUUCUUCCUCUUUGGAAAGUUUUCAGUGUGAAUAUAAGGUUGCCUCCUCACCAGUGCCUCCGCCUGUCAUUUCUGAUACAACAGAACAAAGGCCAUUAUCACAAAAACAAAUUAAAAUAAUAAUUCCCAGAUCUGUCCCUUUUGCGCCAAGUCAGUCACUACUGUCAAAGACAAUAGACACACUUACCGUGCCAAAUAUAGCUGGACCAGAUAUUACAGUGCCAUUGUCGUCACAGCAUCCAAAUAUAUGUGCUAAAUUGACUAAGGAUGAAAAUGAAAAACCCACAUCAUCAUCCCUACAACCAAAUUGUUCCUCACAGCAUACGGAUACUUUGGAGAAUUUACAAAUAACUCCAGGGAAACAAACAAUGGUAUCGACUAAGAGUUUAUCAACAAACUGUUCUCCAGUAGCACCACCAAUCAGAGAAGAAAGGCCACCACAUGUAGCAUUGUUGACCAAAUCUCUUUUGGCUUCUCAAGGAAACAAAUCUGUUGUCCCACCAGACAGAACUCUGGUCAAUGACCUGGUAGCAAAACCAACAGUCUCUCCAGCAGAUCUGAAUCCAAUAUCAACCGUCAAUGGAAAUGUAAAUUGCUCUUCUAUGCCAGGGAAGGUAUUGGCAUGCACCGAUAUUGUAGGGAAACCAGCCAACUGCGUACCAUGUACGGCAUCCAGUGUAUCUGAACUGGUCUUGGAAGAAUCAACAAUAGACUUCUCAAAGGCUGAGUUUUCCUUUGGAUCUGACCAGGCACAUAAAGUGGCUUUUAUUCUUGAUGAGGGAAAUAUCAACAAUGUGGAUAAAGAACUUAUCAACAAGGCAAUUCACGAUUGUGGUUCAUUAAAUAGCGAUUCUUCCCCUUUGCAAGUAAGGCAAAACUCAAAGGAUUUAUCAGACCAUUCUUUACAAUUAAUCAAAAACGAGUUCCCUGCACAGUUGGCAGUGUCACCUGUACUCCAAGUUGAUCAAAAGGCAUCAACAAAUGAGUCUACAGAUGCCGAACGAGUGUGCGAUGGGACCAGCACCAACAGCUUGACAAAGUCACAGAAAAAAUCCAGUGCUGACAGCCCCCUGCCCCUCAAAAUGCAGCCUCAAGCUAAAAUAAGAAAAACAACUCCAGAGCCACCGAGAGGCAAACAGGGUACUCAGAAAAGUACUAAGAAACCAGGAUUAGAGGAUGUUAUUACUGUUGAACAAGAGACUACCAAUGAACAUAUUUCCAUUUACACCAAUACUGCCAGUCUUUUGAGUUCCACACGUCUGCUAACAGAAAAUGUGUUUUCCCAAGUAAAUAUCAGUAAUCAACAGAGUACAGACUUACGUUCAGAUGAAAAUAGGAGUACUUUUGAGGUGAUAUCUGUUCACAACCAAAACCCAAGUUUAAGUAAACAUAGUCCAUCUCCAAAAGACUCCACCGACAAAACUUUAAACAUCCCCCCCUUGACACAUUCUGAAAUUAACAUCAGCCAUGUAAACUCUUACAGUCUAAAAAUAGAAGAUACUUUUGAGACAAUUACAAAAAACUCUGAAAAGCCCUUUAGAGCCCAAGAUUUGACCAGUAAAACAUUUGAAUCUACUAUUUAUCCAAAGUCAAAAUUAACUAGACGUACAACUGACGUGGCAACGAUAAAAUCCCCACUGAGUAGUUAUACAAUUCGUAGGUUAGGUUUAACUAACAAUAAACCUGGUCUUACAGAAACACGUCUAAGGUCAAGUAUAACUAAAGAUACUACACCUCUAAAGCAUAAACUCACACCUGAGAGUCAUAAGAAUUGUGUGUCUGGUAAGGUCAGUUCUUGUGUUAAAAAGACCAAAAUAAGUUGUCCUCAGGAUCAGUCCUCCCUAAGAGUGACUACCCCUCCUCCAAGGUCAAGAUUGACUAGAAAUUCUACCAGUCCAAAAGAGUGUCAAUUGCCUCCUUUCGGUCAUAAUCGGUCCAGUUCAACAAAAUAUGUUCCCCUCCCUAAAACACCAUAUUGUGAAUCUCUCAGGAGUUACACCUUUUCUAAAGAGUAUACAUCCAAACAGAUGACAAGACAGUCCAGUUCAUUGCUGGGUAAAACUGCUUCCUCAAGUGCAGGGAGGCCCCAAAUGGCUAAAAAUAGUUUAAGUAAUACUAGAGAAAGUAGUGCUAAGAAAUCUAGAUUGAAUUCACCUUGUUCCACUUUAAAAAAUACUGUAAAAAUUCAAAAUGUAAAGGAAUUAACCAAUCUGACAAAAGCUCAGACUAUAGGAACCUCACUAAGAGAAACGAGGUCAUCACUUUUACCAAUCCAGAGAGAUAAACGCACACCAAGAGCUCAAAAUAAUUUUUCAGUCUCUCCACCAACUCUUUCUCACCAACUGAUCCGUAUCAAAGCCCCAAAUGUUGUGCCACCAGUACAGCCUCUAGCGGUCAUUGGUGAACGACUGCUCAAAAAUCAGUGUGGGGAAUGCGGUCGUGUUCUUAGUAGCAGCGCUGCUCUUGAGAGCCAUGUAAGUCUCCACACUGGUCACAGACCAUUUUCUUGCACACUCUGUGGAAAGAGCUUUCCUGACGCCAAGGGUCUCAAAAGACAUGUCAGAGUGCAUCGCAAUGAGAGGAUCCAUAUCUGCCAACAAUGUGGGAAGGACUUUAUAUAUGGUUUUGGCCUCACCAAACAUAUCCAGAUGGUGCAUGGGAAAAUCAAGCCAUUUGCCUGCCAGAUUUGUAACAAGACAUUCUUCACAAAGCGAGAUGUGGAGAUCCACCUACGAAUCCAUACAGGGGAGAAACCAUUCCACUGUGAUUUAUGUGAAAGAAAGUUUACAAGAAAAGUAGAACUAAACGUGCAUCUUAGGUGGCAUAAUGGGGAAAAAAGACACUGGUGCCCAUAUUGUGGGAAAAGAUUUUUAGACUACAACAACCUUAAAAGACACAAGUAUAUUCAUACAGGAGAGAAACCACAUUCUUGCCCACAUUGUCCUAAACAUUUCACACAGUCCGGACAUUUGAAGAAGCAUGUUAAAAAUGUACAUAAAGUCGUUUAGGAGCUUGCAAGUAGGCAUUUUUAAAUCUAUAUAUACACACGAAUGAUGGUGUAUUCAUUUGUAAUUAUGUAGGUUAUUAGUACUAUGAGAAAUGUUUGUCUUAUUUAUUUUAAUGUUUUUCUUAUGGCAGGUGAGUUACAUUUUUGUAUCUUGUUUCUUGUUAACAAAUCAGUGCCUUCUUUAGUAAAACUUGCAUUAAAAAAAACCUCAAACCGUAAUUAUACUUGUUUUAUUUACAAUAAGAAUUUUUAUGUCACAAUU